AUGGAGCAAAAUAUGCCAAUCAUAGCAAAAAAAUUCUGGAGCGUAGUCCGAGUUCUCUACUUCAUGCUGAGAAAAGGCAUCUCCAAAGCCAAGCUAUUAUCCGAUCUCAGCACGAUGCUGAAGCGCGGCAAAAUCGCCGGAAAAGCCGCCAUCCACAACCUGAUCUUCCACCACGCUGCCGCGGUCACCGCCGCCGCCUCCUCCCGCCGCCGGGAUCCGAUAAACGAGUACGAGUUCAGCUGCAGCAGCAGCCCGGCCUUCGCCUUCCCCUCCUUCCACCGCGGCAACGGCAAGCCGCCGCAGAUCGACGCCGAGAUGCUGGCGGCGGCGCUCGAGGUGUUCAGCAGCGCCGCCGCGUCGCCCGCGCUGCCCGGGUUCGGGCCGAGCCCGAUGGUGCGGCAGCUGCGGAUAACGGACUCGCCCUUCCCCAUGUGCGACGCCGCCGACGACAAUCAGCACGUCGAUGAGGCGGCGGAGAGGUUUAUUGUGAAGUUUUAUAGUGAUUUGAAGCGGCAGUGCUCCAAAUCGCCGUCGCCGUACUCUUGA
Salvia splendens (bonfire salvia) is the source of this 546-nucleotide messenger RNA. RefSeq lists its product as uncharacterized. The coding region runs from base 1 to 546 and encodes 181 amino acids. The transcript has a single exon. Lineage: Eukaryota; Viridiplantae; Streptophyta; Magnoliopsida; Lamiales; Lamiaceae. The record is from RefSeq and is a predicted model, not a curated record.